Mugil cephalus (flathead mullet) is the source of this 1129-nucleotide messenger RNA. RefSeq names its product sulfotransferase family 3, cytosolic sulfotransferase 1 (gene sult3st1). Gene Ontology annotation, biological process: sulfation. The record is from RefSeq and is a predicted model, not a curated record. Gene Ontology annotation, molecular function: sulfotransferase activity. The transcript has 6 exons. NCBI's taxonomy places the organism in Eukaryota, Metazoa, Chordata, Actinopteri, Mugiliformes, Mugilidae. Gene Ontology annotation, cellular component: cytoplasm. Bases 137 to 994 code for a protein of 285 amino acids.
UGAGGGUUCAGAUAAAAGCCUAUCAGAGAAGCAGCCAGUAACAUGCCCCAAUCAAAGUCCACAGUCCAGCUACUACAGUCAGGAGGUCUUUCCACUCUUCUCUUCAUUUUCUUAUGAUUUCUGUGGAGUGAUCAUCAUGGAGCCGAUCAGCAGACGUCUCUCCAGGUAUAACAACUACAACUUUGCCAUUGGUGAAUAUCCUCCAACUGCCGAGUACAUUGAUUCUCUCCAGAGGUUUGAAAUAAGAGACAGUGACAUCUUCCUCGUCACUUAUCCAAAGUCAGGCACCAUAUGGACUCAGCAGAUCAUCAUCUCCAUCUGUGAGUUGGGUGGGGGUCUGAAUGAAUAUAAAAACAACUAUGAGCAGAUGCCAUGGCUGGAGUACAGGGAGAAUCGAGAAGACUACGCUCUACGACCUUCUCCACGGCUCUUCAGCUCACACCUCAUCCCGGCUCUCAUGCCUCCAGGACUGAAAGACAAGAGGGCAAAGAUUGUCUAUGUGACGCGAAAUCCAAAGGACAACAUCGUCUCAUUUUAUCACUUCAGCAAGGUAUGCGCAGACCUGGAUACACCCGAGAGCUUCGAACAGUUUUUGGAACAGUACUUGAUGGGAAACGUUGUGGGAUCAUCCUGGUUCGACCACAUCAGAGAGUGGCAUUUAAACAGAGACCAGUACAACAUCCUCUUCCUGAGAUAUGAGGACAUGAUUUUGGACCUGAAGGGAGCAGUUGUGAAAAUCUGUAGGUUCUUGUGCCAAAACCUGAGCGAAGCUGACAUCCAGCAAGUUGUCGAAAAAGCUACAUUCAAGACCAUGAAGACGGACUCAAAAGCCAACUAUGAGUUUGUCCCACAAGACAAGAUCAGUGGAAACUUCAUGCGCAAAGGUCAGAUUGGCGACUGGAAGAAUUUACUUACUGCUGAACAGAGUGAAAGAGUGGAUCAGCUCAUCAAGAAGAAACUUGGUGAUCUGUCUCUGAAGUUCAUCUUUGAAUAGCUAAAACUGACUGUCUUUCACUGUCCUUGAUGAACAGCUGUGACUAAAGUGUUAAUAUGAAGCAGAGAAGAAAAGCUUUCUAUCCUUUUUUUGAAGGUCUGAAUUCAGAAAAAAAUAAAGACACUUUAAAAGUAA